Macadamia integrifolia is the source of this 5336-nucleotide messenger RNA. RefSeq names its product F-box/FBD/LRR-repeat protein At1g13570-like. The coding region runs from base 3957 to 5336 and encodes 459 amino acids. Lineage: Eukaryota; Viridiplantae; Streptophyta; Magnoliopsida; Proteales; Proteaceae. The transcript has 5 exons. Gene Ontology annotation, molecular function: protein binding. The record is from RefSeq and is a predicted model, not a curated record.
UCAUUCUCUCUUCCUUCAACUAUAGUACCAUACCAGUUUCUUACCCCCGCUCUCUCUCUCUCUCUCCAUGUCAAAGGCAAAAGGGUGCCAUGACCAGACACUCACAUCCUCAGGGUUUAAAACCAAGAGAGAACGGAUAGAAAGGCGGAAGGUACCUGUAGUGACCUAUUGGGCUGGGUUCCUGGGGCUCUCUGAAAGCCUGAACGAGAGAAGUAGUAGCAAUCGAGUGCUUCUGCAUUGCGAUUCCUCAAACAAGUAGCAGAACCUUCAAGACCGGACUGAUCACAGGUUGAAGCCGAAACCAGACUGAAUUUCAGGUUCCGAUCUGCUGAGAAGGACGCAGGAAUCCCCAUCUCCGAUCUCAGAGUGACCAGUUGCAACCAUUAAUCACUUUUCCAAUGAGAAUAAGGUGGCACUGCUUUGAUUUAAGGUUGUGGUUCCCUUCAAGCCCUGAAACGAUAUCACAAAAUUUUAGUACACGAUAAAAGUUAUGGUAUCACCUAUGAAAAACACAUACAAAUUUGGAUGGGAAGGAAUCCUAGAUAUUUUUUAAGGCAUUCUUUCCCAUCCAAAUUUGUAUGUGUUUUCAGGACUGAUAAUAUAACUUACUUUUUAGUAUUACUAAAAUUUUGUGAGAUGACUUCAGGGACUUGAAGAGAACCAUGUUCAGAUCCAAGCAGUGCCAUCUUAUUCUCAUUACGUUUUCUCCAAUGUUUUCCGCUAUCUCAAUAUGUUAAUCUCAUUUUUCUUUCAUGGUUGGAGAAAAGUUUUAUUCCCAUGGCUUGAUGGGGUUUUAUUACCAUGGCUUGAUGGGGAAACCAAAAUACUGUUCAUGCUGAACAAGUUUCUUCUUUCUACUUCUUUCUUUUUGCUUUAUUAUUAUUAUUAUUAUUAUUAUUGGAUAUUCUAUUACUGCUAUUGUUUUGGUCUUCAUCUGGACGCUUGCAUAAGAUCAGAUAGUUGGUUCUCCUUAAAUCCUUCUGGGCCUGAUUGUACUGCUUUUUUUAUCUAUUCAUAUCUGUCUCUAGAACUGUUCUGAAGUUGCUCUUUUUUAUCGCUCUAUCUCUUGCUGGAAAACACAGUAUUCAAUUUAUUUUAUUUAUUUUUUUAAAUUUCAGUUUUUGUUUGAUGUCCUCAUAAGAUGUGAAAAACAGUUCUUUAGUCAUCAGAGUAGCCUCCUGCUGGUGGUUUCCCAAGAAAUUAUUAGCACUAGAUACCAUCGGUAUCAUCUGAAUGUUAAGUAAAAUCUUAAGUAAGCCUCGAGUUAAUUGGGUCAACUUUGUAAGAGUUAGAGAAAGUUUUCUUCGUAAUCUAUUUCCAAAAAGGUUAGAGUUUUGUUUCUAUUUGCCAAAAAAGAGAAAAGAAAAAAAUAUUGUCUGAAACCAUGAUAUGAACCACUAAUCCAGAGCCAAAUAGGGAUCAGGGCAAUUUGUGAAAGUUGACUAGUGGAUUUUAUUUCCCCUCUCAGGUUCCUUUCUUUGUUUUGACUAUAUUCACUCAUCAAUUAGAAAAAUAGCAAUGUUUGUUAUGAUCAUGUACCUAAAUUUGGCUGCAUGAUUUUAAUAGGAGUGGUUAUUCUAAAAAAGUUGCUCCCAUAUUAAUAUUUUCCAUUUAGGCUCGAAUUCAUAUUCCAGGAAAUUUCGGUCACUGCCUACAUUAAUAUUCACAUCCUGAUAGUAGUCUAAGAUUAUGUCCAUCGAGGUUUAGGGUUAUAUAAUGAUAAGAAACUAAACUCCAAUUGGUUCUUAAAAAUAUGGCAGUGGCUUGAGAUGGUAUGCUAACACCAAAAUCCAAAUACAUUAGGUAGGAUGAACUGUCAUUAGUCAGAGGCUCUGAAAAGGAUGGGACAUGGAUCACUGAAGAAAAAAGUAUAUGCUUUAACAUAUGAUAAAGCCAUGGGCACAAUGGAAUGGCAGCCGAGUGUUUCAUGUAGGCAACCCGAGAUGGUUAUGACCAUGCUUGAAUGUUACUGGCUACUGGCCGCAGCCAAUGCUAAUGAUCAUAUUGGUUUAACAAAUAACAACAAUUAUUUCAGCUGUUAGCCUUCUACAAGUAUCAUCCCGAGAUUUAAAGAACUCAAUGAGUAGGAAUUACAUAUUAAAAGCCCUCCAACCUUCAAAUAUGGAAAAAUAAAUAAACAUAUCUAACACUACUUUAACCACAAUUAGGGCCCCUAAUGUAGUACUGAUUUACAGAGUAAAACAAUACCAAGACAGGAUUGAAGACAGUAGCUAACACGGGGAAUUAAUAAACAGCAAUCAGAGGGAGGAUAUUAUGGUAAUGUCCAGACCAAAUUAGGUUCAGAAAUUAUGUCAAAUAGUCUCAAUCGAUCUCCGAAAACAGAACUGAGGUCUAGACACAAAACAGGAAACAAAACAGUAGUUUUCAAAGGACAGAAACAGUAGUAGUCGAUUCAGGUUCUGAGAAGGGAAGUGUAAAAUUGGUAUUUUGCAAAUAUGUCAAGAUCCAGCCGUCAGAAAGAGUCCAAAAUUUUCCAAACUAGGAUUCUUGAAGGUCUGGUGAAAUUUUGAAUGCAAUCGGAUGGCUGAAUAACUUAAUCCGAAAAAAUCUUGGAUCCAACCUUAUAGAAGAUCUGAACAAAUCAAAAGAUUACUUGAAGAACAGUGCUUACUUGACAGAAGCUGGAACAAGAGAACGAAAGAUGAUAAAAGGAGGAGGAAUGAUGCCCGUGUAGCAUUCCCCAAGCCCACACACAACCUUUGUUUUCAGGGGGGCAGGGGCAUCUUUUCUCAACCCAUGAAAACAGGGGCUGUGGACAGCAUUCUUUCUCCCAAAAUAAAAAUAAAAAAUUCUUCUAGAAGUGGUAUGCAAUUAAUGAGUUUUUGAAGCCCAAAGUUACCAAAAUCAAUCCCCAAAAUUCCUCAUCAGACCCAAAAACCAUACAUACCAAAAUCAGCACUUCAUUCGGUAGAAAGAGCCAUACUGCUCAAAUUUGUUCGGCCACUGCCAUCAUCGAUUCAGCACAAAACUUCUGUGUAGACGAUCUUUAGUAACUGCUAGUCUCACUUCUACUGCAAGUCUUCUUUUCCUAGAUUUUAUACAAAAUAAAGUAAGUCAUUACAAGUUAUUCUAGUGUAUAUUGCGGGGAAAGUGCAGCAUUCUGUCCUCAAAUUUCAACUCUUUUCGUCACUGGCACUCGUAAGGGUUCCUUCCAUUCCUUUUCUUCUCCUUUUUAGUUCAUUUCCCUUAUUUUUUUCUCGUUCUUUGUACAUUGAGGUCACAAGUUGUUUUAGUUGUGGGGUUAUUAUGUAUUUGAUAAAGUAAGAUAGUAUUGAAGAGUUUGUUGAAGUCCUGAAUCAAUGAAGUGGCAAUCGGUCCAACAAACGGGUUGAGUGUAAGAAUUUGUUUGAAGAAGCUCAAUUGUUGAGGAAACAGGGCAAGCCGACAAGCAUAAGAAAGUAGUGGAGAGAGACGGGAUCAUUUUCUGUCUGUUGAAACCCUAGAUAUUGGAAUCAGGAAGUAGCAAAGAUCUCCAUAAGUCUGUAAAUAUUUUUUUAUUCAAUAAACUUGGGAAUCUUGCUAACGGAGGUUAGCUUCAUUGAUUUUUUGCUUUUACUGAUCCAAUUCUGAUUCCAAUUCCAAUUCCAAUUCCUUAAACCAUUAUGACUGGCUCCAUAUUCAGAUUUUGGGUUCCAAUAUGAUUGUUGCCUUGUUGGAGUCCUGUGAGAAAAGAGAAAGCUUUAAGUUUCAUGCUUUAUGGAAGGUUUUAAGUCCCAUGCUUUAGGGAUCUGAGAUACUUUUAGCCAUUUUCUUGUAUCUUAUGUGUCUUACUGUUCCUCUUUGCUAAUAUAAGAAUUUUUAUUAUUACUUGCAAUAGCUGUUUUGUUGCUAGGAGCAGGAGCUCUCCUUGGUUUGCUAUAGUCUUUUAUCAUAUCAAAAUUCUGUUUUUUCAAUAACAAAGUAUUUACCAAACCAUUAACCAUUGCAGGACGGAAAUGGCUUCUUGUUCAACUAUAGACAUCUUGAGUGAUCUACCAGAAAAUAUACUAGAAAACAUCUUUUCUCAUUUGUCAAUGAGAGACGUGGUGAGAACCAGUGUUCUAUCAACUAAGAGGAGAUACAAAUGCAUUUCAGUUCCACAUCUCAUAUUCCAUGAUGAUUGUAUACCAGUUUCUGUUGGUUCACUUGGUCAUGAUAAACUUGUGCAAAUUGUUAAUCAUGUUCUCCUACUUCAUAGAGGUCCAGUUCUAACGUUUCAGAUCUCUAGUUCACUGUUAAAAACCUGUUCAGAUAUAGACAGCUGGAUUCUUUACCUCUCAUUAUAUUCUGUCAAUUUUAUCAGAGAUUUUAAACUUCUGAUUUCUGAAUCCGAGCGUCAUAAUGUCCAUCCAUGUUUAUUCUCCUUUAAAAAACUGGUUCAUCUAAUAAUGGCUGGUUGCAUAAUCAUACUUCCUGUGAUGUUCAGAGGCUUUAGCUGUCUCACAACUCUGGCUUUUAAACAUGUUACACUCUCUAAUGCGGCAUUCGAAUGUUUGGUUUCUACCUGCCCUCAACUAGAAGGGUUGGCAUUGAUUGAUAUUGAUGGUCCUACUCGUAUCGAACUUAGCAAUCUGAAACUCAAGUACUUUUGGAUCUAUGGAAAAUUCAUUUCUAUAUACCUCAAAGAGUUAAGGUUUUUAGUUUAUGCAAGCCAUUUUGCAACAACAGCGGUUCAUCCUGACCAACGAAGAACUUGCAAUUUUAGCAACAUUCUUGGCUCUCUACCAGGUAUUCAAAAGCUUGUCAUGGGAGGCUGGUAUCUACAGUCUUUAGCCAUUGGUGAUAUGCCUCGGAGGCUUCCUUCUACUUAUGAUCAUUUGAAGAGCAAAUGCUUUGCCCUGAACAUAGAGGAUAUGAAAGAUAUUUUAGUUGCUAUUUGGUUACUUAAAAGCUCCCCUAAUUUGCAAAAGCUUGAAAUCCAUCUCUGGUGCUUUAAGAGAGAUGCGAUAGUUCCUAUCUUGGAUCAACAAAUAGCAAAGGAUCAGUUGGAGUGUACAUUCAACAAACUUCGUGUUGUGAAUAUGUCUAGACUCCUUGGCAUGAAAAUGGAAUUGGAAUUCAUUAAAUUUUUCCUUGCCAAUUCACCAUUGCUUGAAACAAUGAACAUCAUUCCUGCAAUAAAUGGCAUUGACAAAGGAUUCAUCCGAUACCCAUUUAAUCUUAUUGGAGAGAGGAAUUUCAUCACAAGGAGUGGAGAGUUGAUUCUCAAGAUUCAGAUGAGAUUGGAUAAGAGAUCUUUUAAGUAUGUUAAUGUUCCCAAAGGUAUUGACAUUCUAUUUGGAGAGGGAUCUACUAAAACUAGCAAGUUUGGAGAUAAGGUUCACAUCAGAGAGUAG